Oreochromis niloticus (Nile tilapia) is the source of this 2716-nucleotide messenger RNA. RefSeq names its product amine oxidase [flavin-containing]. NCBI's taxonomy places the organism in Eukaryota, Metazoa, Chordata, Actinopteri, Cichliformes, Cichlidae. Gene Ontology annotation, cellular component: mitochondrion. The record is from RefSeq and is a predicted model, not a curated record. Gene Ontology annotation, molecular function: primary methylamine oxidase activity; flavin adenine dinucleotide binding. Bases 58 to 1557 code for a protein of 499 amino acids. The transcript is spliced from 16 exons.
UACUAUGGGUGGGUGGUCUCUGCAGGGAGUGGGCCUGCCCGUCCCUUUUUAAUCUAAAUGCGCAGCCAAGAGGUGAAAGAAGACACACCACCAAGCAACAUGACUGCACCCAGCAACACCUACGACGUUAUAGUGGUCGGCGCGGGCAUAUCAGGUUUGAGUGCUGCAAAGCUGUUGAAAGCCAGUGGGCUCAAUCCUGUAGUGUUGGAAGCCAGGGACCGGGUUGGUGGUCGUACCUUCACUGUGCAGAAUAAGGAGGCAAAGUGGGUUGAUCUAGGUGGUGCAUACAUUGGACCGACACAGAACCGCAUCCUCCGUCUGGCCAAAGAGUACGGCAUAAAGACCUACAAAGUCAAUGAGCAGGAGAACUUGGUGCAUUAUGUUAAUGGAAAGUCUUACCCAUUCAAAGGUUCCUUGCCUCCCAUUUGGAACCCCAUCACUUUGAUGGACUUCAACAACCUCUUUAGAACAAUGGAUAAGAUGGGCGAGGAGAUUCCCAGAGAGGCUCCCUGGAGAGCUCCCCAUGCUGAGGAGUGGGACAAGAUGACCAUGCAGGAACUCUUUGAAAAACUCUGCUGGACCAGAACUGCUCGUCGCUUCGCCACACUGUUUGUCAACUUGAUCGUGACCGCUGAACCCCACGAGGUGUCGGCUCUCUGGUUACUCUGGUACGUCAAACAGUGCGGAGGAAUAAUGAGGAUCUGCUCCACCACCAAUGGAGGACAGGAGAGGAAGUUUGUAGGGGGUUCGAAUCAAGUGAGUCAGUGCAUGGCGAGGGAGCUGGGAGACCGAGUGAAGCUGCAGUCUCCAGUCUACAGGAUCGACCAGACCGGAGACGUGGUCGUGGUGGAGACCGUGGACAAGCAGACCUACAAGGCCAAGUAUGUGAUCGUGGCCACACCACCUGCUUUGAAUCUGAAGAUGCACUUCAACCCUGAGCUGCCCCCGCUGAGGAACCAGCUGAUCAACCGUGUUCCCAUGGGCUCUGUCAUAAAGUGCAUGGUCUAUUACAGAGAGAACUUCUGGAGGAAAAAGGGUUACUGCGGCAGCAUGGUGAUAGAGGAGGAGGGCGCUCCCAUCGGCUUCACCCUGGAUGACACAAAGCCUGAUGGGACUGUACCUUGUAUUAUGGGAUUCAUCCUUGCCCGCAAGUGCAGAAAGCUCUCAAGCCUGUCCAAGGAAGAAAGGUUGAGAAGGAUCUGUGAGAUCUACUCCAAAGUGCUGGGCACAGAUGAAGCUUUGCAUCCGGUGCACUAUGAGGAGAAGAACUGGUGUGAAGAGGAGUACUCUGGAGGCUGCUACACAGCCUAUUUUCCCCCAGGAAUCCUUACUCAGUUUGGCAGAGUGCUGAGAGAGCCGGUGGGCAAGUUGUACUUUGCGGGCACAGAGACGGCCACCGAAUGGAGUGGCUACAUGGAGGGGGCCGUACAAGCUGGAGAGAGAGCAGCCAGAGAGGUCAUGUGUGCGAUGGGUAAACUCCAACCUAGUCAGAUCUGGCAACCUGAGCCUGAGAACGAGGUGCUGAUUUAUUCUGGCCAAGCAGCCAUAGCUGUUUGAUGAAAUCCAGUGACUUCAGAAGAGAAAAGAGCACCUAAAGAUUAAGCUUGAAUACUUCAGGCUUAUAGAACAAAACGACUGGUGUGCAUCAGAAGUUAGUGCGGGUGGUCUCUCCCUAUGCAGCUACACUUGGAAAAACCCAGAAACUGUUCAGAUCAUCUUCAAACCACGACUUUAUUGAUAUACGCUGAGGUGUCAAAAUUCAUCAUCAAGGCUACAAAGGGGAUGUUGUCAAUGUCGCCAGCGAUCAGUCAUCCUGCUAAAAUCAUGUGUCGGAGGUGUAGAUGUGAAAGCCAACCUGCUGCACAGUCCUCUGUGUGCAGCUCUUUAUGCCCACUACAAGAAUCAUGCUGUUCUUGUCCCAAAGAUGUUUGUGAGUGUAGUUUAUCUGUUGUGCCUUAAUGAAAGUCGUAACGUUUUUGUCAUUUUAUCACAAGUGCCUGUGACUCUGACACUCUCAGCCCUCAUCCCUCUUUCCCUCCCCCACCUGCUCCUGAGGUGAGAAGUCAGAUGGACCAGGUCAUCGGUCCAAGGCAUCAUCUGCGCUCAUUAACAGGGGUUAAUGUGUUCAAGUGCAUCCAAAACCUUUCAUUUUUAAAGUUCCCCUUACCUGAGUUAUGUCCUCACUGCAAACUUGACUCAGGUAAAGCCGAGUGUAAAAACACAGCAUCAGAGCUCAGACUGUUGAGGUGAUCCCUCUGCUUAUCUCUGUAUCCGUGUGUGCUUUGUGUUGUGCCUGCAGCGCUUCUUCCCUCGUUGUGGUGUCCCUCUCCCGUCUGACCCUCAGUCCCAGUGCAGGUUUUGUGCUCUUGCAGUUCUAGAAGUAAUGAUUGAAUAAUGAUGUCACUUUUUGAACCAUCACUAAAAGUGUUUGAGUUUAUGGUUGGCUGAACAAACAAAGCCAGCAAAUUCCAUCCACCCUGUAAAAAAACAACAACAAAAAACUACAGCACUCACAACAAACCAUCAGCAGACGUGAUGCAGCGUUAUUCAUUAUGGGGGGUUUUCUGGAGACACCCCCUCCCUCCCUUUGUCCCUCUGUGCAUAUGAGCCUUCUUAACUAUUCCUGUGACCUGCUCUUUGAUGUCUUUGAUUCCUCAUACAAAGAUGGUGAUAUUUAACAAAAUGUGAAAUAAAUCUUUUACUCAUCUUAACCUGA